Notodromas monacha is the source of this 1656-nucleotide messenger RNA. The record is from the annotation of a GenBank genome assembly. Lineage: Eukaryota; Metazoa; Arthropoda; Ostracoda; Podocopida; Cyprididae.
AGUCUGCAGAUUUCGUGAAUAAAUUUUUGGUGCGAUUCGCUUCGAUAAUGGCGCUUCAGUUUGAAAACAACCUUGUGGAUCACCUCGGCACGCGGCAAGCUAGAUUCAGUCCGUAUGCAAACAAUGGCGGGAGUAUUGUGGCCCUUGCUGGUGACGAUUUCGCCAUCAUUGGAUCGGACACGCGCUUGGUGUCUGGAUACAGCAUCCUGACUCGUGAUCAGCCAAAGCUUUUCCGGUUAACUGAUAAAACUGUGCUCGGUACUGGAGGCUGCUGGUGUGACGUGUUGACCUUCACUAGAACUAUCCAGACGCGUCUCAAGGAGCAUCACAAGUCGAUUUCGUCGACAGCCGCCGCACGACUGUUGUCAACUAUGCUUUACCACAGGCGAUUUUUCCCGUAUUACGUGACGAAUGUUUUGGCCGGACUGGAUGAAAAUGGGAAAGGUGUUCUUUUCUCUUACGAUCCGGUCGGCCACAUGACUAAGAAUGAAUAUGUGGCUGGUGGAGCUUCUUCCGCACUUCUUCAGCCUUUACUGGAUAAUCAGAUCGGCUUGAAAAAUAUGGAGAAGGUUACGCCCACGACAUUGUCUAUUGAAACUGCCGUUGGGAUCAUCAAAGAUACAUUCAUCUCUGCGGCUGAGCGUGAGAUUACUACGGGAGACGCCAUUGUGAUUAAUGUCAUCACAAAACAAGGGAUCAAAGAGGAAGUUAUGGAGCACGGCGAACCGGGGAAACUUUUGAAAGUUCCUCGAGCCCCGAGUGAAAAUCACGAGAUUUCAAAAAGGUCUCUGUUCUUCGAUCGCCGGAAAUGUUUGUCGCUUACUCACGAAGCAGACGAUGUCUGGAAAGCAAAAAUCUCUCCCAACUUGUCAUUGGCCUUCACUUCCCUCAAAUCUUGCGAGGACAGAACCGCACCUAAAGAGGUCUUCUACGAGUGCAGCACAAAACUCUGUUGUCCACUUGGACGCCGGUCACUCGUCAGUUACCCCAGCGACGAAACGUCAUCCUCCCGAUCCAAGACACCCCCGAUUUUGUCCUGCGUCUGGGAAUGCAUGCCCGGGAUUUGCUGCGCCCCGAACCCCAACAACUGGACCGGGUUCUGCUGCCCAAACCCCAACUCCAUCUACUCAUCGUCAUCCAGCGGGACGCAACUCGACGACGAGACCCCGGAAGUGGGGAACGGGACUCAAAAUCCGAUCGUGGAGCCCAGCUACAAAAGGUGCAAUUUGUUCAACUUUUUGGACUUGGUGGUGAUUGCGUUGAUGCUGGUUGUCGGACUGGCUGUCGUCGGUUUCCGUGCCAUGCCCACUGUCGACAUCGCCACGCGACGUUUCGGCGGAGGAGAUGGCAACAGCAGUCGUGCUGGCACGGGACUCGCAGGAAUGCUCGUCACCACCGUCGACGCGUCCACCAGCAGUGUCGAUCUUUUCGACUGACGGCGACGAGUCUAUUGUGGCCAUCCCGGAAGCAAAAGGCAAACGCCGCAGUUUUUUUUAUUUCUAUUUUGCUCUCAAAGCUCAUGUUUUCACUGCUUCGAUUAAACGGGAGCAACGCUUUUUCUGACGGGAAUUUUUUUCUUUCUCGGAUAUUUCGGGACAAAUUAUUCUGGGAAAUUUGCAGCGCUAAUAGGCUCAUCAUAAACUUUCAAAAGCGUGA